AAUAAAUAAUUUAAAGUCUAUUUUUUCUCUUUCAGAUCUUGAAAGUUUGUUAGUAAAUAUGGCGGGAGAAGACAACAACAACCGCGAAGCUCAUCGAGGCGGCGACGACGAGGACCAUCAUGAGGAAUCGAGUCCUCUCUUGCAAGUGAACGGCACCAAGAUCUCCUCGAAAGGGGACACCACCAAGACGGCGCCGAUUGUGCCUCCUCCCGCGGCGGAGGAAUACGGUUGGACGGCGGAUGGAUUGCCGGUGAGCGACGGGAGCGUGAUCGGCGAGCCGAUCGGGAGAAACCAGUGGAACUCCGGUCUGUUCUCCUGUCUCGGCCGGAACGAUGAGUUCUGCAGCAGCGAUCUCGAAGUUUGUCUUCUUGGGAGUGUGGCUCCUUGUGUAUUGUAUGGAACUAAUGCAGAGAGGCUUGGUUCUGCUGUUCCUGGAACGUUUACGAACCACUGCUUGACGUAUUCAGGACUGUACUUUAUUGGUAACUCUUUGUUUGGGUGGAACUGUCUUGCUCCGUGGUUCUCUUAUUCCAGCCGUUCUGCCAUUCGCCGCAAGUUUAACCUUGAGGGAAGCUUUGAGGCGAUGAACAGGUCGUGUGGUUGCUGCGGUAGCUGCAUAGAGGACGAAAUGCAAAGAGAACAUAUGGAGACGACUUGUGACUUUGUGACGCACCUCCUUUGCCAUACAUGUGCCCUUUGUCAAGAAGGCCGUGAGCUCCGCAGGAAGGUUCUUCACCCGGGUUUCAACGCUCACUCCACCGUUGUGGUGCUCCCACCAAGUGAACAAACCAUGGGCCGUAAGUGAAGCUUCCUUUGAGUCCACUGGUCUUAAUAGCACUUUUUACAUACAUACAAAAGUGUGAACUAUCAUUUUGUCUCUUGCUUAUUUUUUUGAAUAAAAUCUAUAAAGACUUGACUUGUGUUCAUAAGAUCACCUUCAGAGGUGUACCUUGUACGAAGAAUAAACUUUUCAUGUGAUAUCCAAUAGAUUCUACAAUUAGACGGCA
Messenger RNA from Raphanus sativus (radish), 1007 nucleotides. Its product is annotated as cell number regulator 8. NCBI's taxonomy places the organism in Eukaryota, Viridiplantae, Streptophyta, Magnoliopsida, Brassicales, Brassicaceae. Bases 59 to 805 code for a protein of 248 amino acids. The record is from RefSeq and is a predicted model, not a curated record. The transcript has 3 exons.